AUGGGGAUAAGUGGAAGGUCAUUCGCUCAAUCUGCGUGGGUUUUAAUGGUAGCCUUUCUUGCUUGUAGCUCUAAGACAUGUAGUCUUAAGUAUUGUACCCCAUCUUCCUGCGGUAAUAUCCCCAAUAUAAGCUACCCUUUUCGACUGAAACAUGACCCAGAGACCUGCGGAAAGGCCGGGUUCACUCUUCUAUGUGAGAACAACAUUACAGUACUAGACUUACCUUCUCUAAAAUACCAUGUACAGGCAAUCAACUACAGUAGCCAAACAAUCCGAGUGGUGGAUCCUGGCUUUCAGGAAAACAAUUGUUCCUCCGUUCCUGUUAAUCCUCCAACAAAAUAUGAUCCUUUUCUUGGUUCAUCACUUUACAAUGUCUAUUAUAGCAGUAUGAAUACUGUCACAGAGCGUAUAUACUUCCUCAAGUGUUCAGAGCGGGUGAAUAUGUAUACUUAUGUAGACACUGCUGCAUGCACUGAUGAUACUGGUACUAGCAGUACUGGUUCUUCUUCUUCUUCUAUGUCCCAACCCAGAACGUUUGGUUAUCUCCUGGUUGAUGACAUAACGUCAGGAGACGUGGUGGAGGGUUGCAGCUUAGAGUGGCAGACAUUCAUAACUAUCGAUGUGAACGACUACAACCACACAGACAUAAAAAGAACGAUGAAUUCAUUGGCGUAUGGCUUUGAGGUUCUAUAUUUGCUUGAAAUGCCUUUUACAUGCGGAGGCCCGUGGAGUAUCAACUACAAAUGUUUUCCGCACACAGUCGCAGGUUACCGAGGUGGUCGUGACUACAUUACUAUGGGUCUACUUUUCCUGGUUAAAUUUAUAGUUGGGUUUCCAUUUGUUAUUGCAUUUUUGGUCUAUAUAUGGAGGAGAAGGCAUUUAUCAAUGUACAUUACCAUUGAAGAUUUUCUGCACGAAGAUAAUAAUUUUGGGCCAAUACGGUACUCAUAUUCUGAGAUUAAGAGAAUGUCCAACGGUUUUAAAGACGAGUUAGGGAAAGGAGGCUAUGGCUCUGUAUUUAAAGGAAAAUUACGUAGCGGUCGUUUUGGAGCAAUCAAAAUGUUGCAUGAAAGCAAAUCCAGUGGAGAUGAUUUCGUGAGUGAAGUGGCUACCAUUGGCAGGAUCCACCAUGUUAAUGUUGUGCAGCUUGUUGGUUAUUGUGUCGAGGGAUCAAAGCGUGCUUUAGUAUAUGAGUAUAUGCCCAAAGGGUCCCUUGAUAAGUAUAUUUACUCCAAAGAAGAAUGUCUCACACUGAGUUGCAAGAAAAUGUUUCAGGUUUCUCUUGGAGUAGCUUAUGGGAUCGAUUAUCUACAUCAAGGCUGUGAUAUGCAGAUUUUGCAUUUCGAUAUCAAACCCCAUAAUAUUCUUCUUGAUGAAAAUUUUAUACCUAAAGUUUCUGAUUUUGGUCUGGCGAAGUUAUAUCCAACAGAAAAUAGCAUUGUAUCUUUGACAGCAGCCAGGGGAACAAUGGGAUACAUUGCUCCUGAGUUAUUCUACAAAAAUAUUGGAGGUGUCUCAUACAAAGCUGAUGUCUAUAGUUUUGGAAUGUUGUUGAUGGAAAUGGCAAGUAGACGGAAAAAUUUCAAAGAAUUGGCAGAGCAUGAAAGCCAAACCUACUUCCCUUCAUGGGUCUAUGAUCAAUACAAUGAGGGAAAUUAUUUGAAGGCAAGUCAUCACACGGAGGAUGAAAAUAACAUGAUUCAGAAGAUGGUUAUAACAGCAUUGUGGUGCAUACAGAUGAAACCAAGUGAUCGUCCUUCAAUGAACAAAGUCAUAGAGAUGCUCGAAGGAGAUGUUGAAAAUCUACAACUGCCUCCCAGGCCUUUACUUUACCCACAACAGACGGAUGUUACUGAGCAAAUAGACAAUAAUUUGAACCCAACAUGCUCGAAUGUGGAGUUAACAAUGACAUUGUCAGCUCGAUGAUUAUCAAUGUUUAAAUAAGGUAAACAAACCAUCUUCUCAGAUUUCUGCUAUUGAAGGGUAGAGGAA
Molecule: messenger RNA, 1992 nt
Organism: Fragaria vesca subsp. vesca
Lineage: Eukaryota; Viridiplantae; Streptophyta; Magnoliopsida; Rosales; Rosaceae
Product: probable receptor-like protein kinase At1g67000-like
Exons: 3
Coding region: 1-1926 (641 amino acids)
Biological process (GO): protein phosphorylation
Molecular function (GO): protein kinase activity; ATP binding; polysaccharide binding
Source: RefSeq, a predicted model, not a curated record